Molecule: messenger RNA, 2548 nt
Organism: Misgurnus anguillicaudatus (oriental weatherfish)
Lineage: Eukaryota; Metazoa; Chordata; Actinopteri; Cypriniformes; Cobitidae
Source: RefSeq, a predicted model, not a curated record
CAUCGGGCAGUGUACUACACCUUAACCGCAUCGUGUCAAGUUUGUAAAAAGGGGCGGGGCCGUUACAACGCAAACAAGAGCGACCCUGUGAACCAGAGGAUGCAGGAGCAGACAUCCGCUCCACACAACACACAUGAUGUUUUAGCAUCAGUACUCUAUCGACGAAGGUGAACUUGGUCGUUUUUGGCCACUUUUGGCGAUCGAUUGAAAGAUGGCGCCGUCGGGUUCGCGCAGCAUUGCGUGCUGGAGAGUUUUAUACUGGAUACCAGUGCUGUUCAUCUGUCUGAUCGUGGCAUGGUCUUACUACGCGUAUGUAGUGCAGCUCUGCAUAGAAACUAUAGAGAACAUGGGAGAGAAAAUAAUUUAUCUCCUGUUGUACCAUAUGCUUUUCAUCAUGUUUAUGUGGUCAUACUGGCAAACCAUCUUCACAAAACCUAUGAACCCACUUAAAGAGUUCCACCUGUCACAUCCUGACAAAGAACUAUUAGAGCAUGAAGAUCGCAGAGAAUCUCAGCAGGAGAUCUUGAGGAGACUCGCAAAGGAUUUGCCCAUUUAUACACGCACAACGUCUGGAGCUGUUCGCUACUGUGACCACUGCCUGCUGCUGAAGCCUGAUCGAUGUCAUCAUUGCUCAGCCUGUGAUAAGUGCAUUUUAAAGAUGGAUCACCAUUGCCCGUGGGUGAACAAUUGUGUGGGCUUCUCCAACUACAAGUUUUUCAUGCUCUUUUUGGCAUAUUCUCUGUUGUAUUGCCUGUUCGUCACUGCCACUGACUUGCAGUAUUUCAUUCAGUUUUGGACCAACGGCCUGCCUGACACCCAAGCCAAGUUCCACAUUAUGUUCCUGUUUUUUGCUGCCUCCACGUUCUCAGUGAGCCUGGCGUUUUUGUUUGCUUAUCAUUGCUGGCUUGUCUGCAAAAACCGAUCCACCUUGGAGGCUUUCCGAGCACCUGCAUUUCAACAUGGACCAGACAAGAAUGGCUUCAAUUUGGGAAUAAACAAAAACUUUCGCCAAGUGUUUGGAGAUGAAAAGAAAUACUGGCUGCUACCUGUUUUUUCAAGUCUGGGCGAUGGCUGUUCGUUCGCCAAGUGUCCGGUGAACCCAGAUCCAGAGCAACCCUCCUUGUUCCCAGUUCACAACCCUUCAGUCAAAGGUGCCACAGAACCUCAGCAGUUUCCUCCACAAAUUUUAAGAGAAUCUCAGAACCAACUGCUCAGUAAUGGACAGUCAGAGGACAGAGACAAGAUUGGUACAAGCAACCCAGCCUUGACUAUUGAGAAGGAAACUUAGGAACACGUGAAAUGCUGCAAAAGGAGUUUCUUGCUGGUGAUGUCUGGUGUAAGUGAAGCAGUGAUGAUCUUCACUGUAAGUGUAAGCUGCUAUGCACAGACCACUGCCCAUUAACUCUCAACCCGAUGAAGCAUAAGCUUUCACGAAAGCAAACCUGUGCAGGGCUAAGCUGUGUAUAUACAUGAAGGGUGCUGUGUCUUCCAUGCACACUGUAUGGUUGGGAUAUCUUACAUAACGUGCCUAAACAUACUGCAGCAGUGGCUGAAUAUUCGGUAAACAUUACCGUGGACUUUCAUGUUAAAAAUAUUUAAGUUUGUAUGGUAAAUGUUGCUUAAGUGAUGUAAUUGGUGCUAAAGAAGGUGAUACGUAAACAUUUAUGCAUGCUUUCUGACGGUAGCUGUUUGUAAUGUUUAACAUGUAAAGGCUCAAGUGGUAUAACACAGUAUUACACCACUUUUCAUCCUUGCGUUUUUGAAAGGCAGACAUAUUUGUUCAUUUACUAUAUUUUACAGAUACGUUUAUAUUUCAUGACAAGAAUAUGUUUUGCUUAUACAGUUUGAGGGUCUCAUUUAUAAGUCUGGAUCUAAGCCACCCAGAGUUUAGCAAAAAGGUCACACACAGGCUAUGUUAACACUGCAGGCUGAAACGACCCAAUUCCGAUUUUUUUGUCCCAUAUGCGACCUGUAUCUGAUCUUUUCAUGACAGUCUGAACGACACAGAUCCGAUCUUUUCAAGUGUGACCCAGGCCACUUGGGUAUGUGGUCCUGAAUCCGAUACGUAUCCGAUCUUUUGAAAUGCGACCUCUGUCUGAACGGCCAGGCCACAUGUAUCUGACCGGUACAUCAUUGAUACGCUACAAACGUCAUAAUUCUGCAUUGAAGUAGGUGGGAACGAGAAGAUAAACAACAACCAUGGCGGACAAUGCUGCUGAGACCAGUCAAUGGAAGGGAAGCGAGGUCAUAGAUUUAAUUAAUAGGCCAAAAACCUUGCUCUCCUCCUUCUUUUUAAUUUUCUUCUUAAAACGAGAAGAUUGUAAUUGUGCUGGCUCCGUUGGGAAAAUAACUUUAAAGCUCCGCUGUUGACUACACUGUUGUUGACAUCCAUGUUUAACGUUAGCUACUUCCGCAAACAACGAGUGACGUCGUUGACAGUUGAGUACUCUUCUGCGCAUGCGGGUCACUUCUGGGUCAUUUCACGUUCACACAGGAGAUCACAAAAGGUUGCAUUUAAUUGGAAAUGUGAACGGCCUUGCAAAAACAA